AUGCUUUUUGACAAGCGGUUUGUGUUGUCCAUCGCCGGGUUGCUGGCACAGUUUGCACAGGCCCAAGAUGCCACUGCACCAGAGGACUCUGCAGUGGUCAAGUUGACCGGAGAGACGUUCGGGAAGUUCUUAGAGGAGAACCCGCUUGUGAUGGCGGAGUUUUAUGCGCCAUGGUGUGGCCACUGUAAGCACCUGGCACCGGAGUACGUGAAGGCGGCUGGGGAGCUGGCCGAGAAGGGCAUCAAGCUGGCGCAGGUGGACUGCGAGCAGGAGCUGGAUCUAUGCGCGGGCCAGAACGUGCGCGGGUACCCGACGCUGAAGGUGUUCCACAGUGGGGCGUCAGAGGAGGGCAUGCCAUACACGGGCGCACGCAAGGCCGAGGAAAUUGUGGCGUACAUGCUGCGCCAGGCCGAGCCGGCCGUGACGGUGCUGGAGGGCAAGGAGGCCGCCCAGGACCUGGAGGACCUGCUUGCGGAGUCCAAGACCGCAGUGGUGGUUGACGGUGGCGUGAAGGGCCUGAACGAGUCCUUUUACGAACUGGCCAACCUGCUCCGGAACGACUUUGUAUUUGUGCAGUACCCAACUAAGAAGCCGACCUUGGCGGUCCACUUGCCGGGCGAGAAGGAGCCAAUUGUGUUCGAGGGUAAGAACACCACGCUUCCUCACCUUGUCGACUGGAUCUCCGUCGAGAGCCUGCCUUACUUUGGCGAGGUCGAUGCGAUCACCUAUCAGAAGUACAUGACCUCAGACCUGCCUUUGGCUUACUUCUUCUACUCUUCCGAGGAGGAGCGCGAGCAAUACGCAGGCCUCUUCCGCAAGCUGGGCAAGGCGCACCGUGGCUCCCUAAACUUUGCUGGCCUAGACGCCGUCAAGUACGGCCAGCACGCCGAAAACCUCAACAUGAAGCAGCAGUUCCCUCUCUUUGUCAUCCACAACGCGACCUCAGACCUCAAGUACGGUCUCCCACAGUUGUCCGACGAGGAAGUCUCGGCGGGCACCGCGGUGACCAUCAAGGAGGCCGACAUCGAGAAGUUCGUCGUGGACUUUUUGGACUCCAAGAUUGAGCCUAUUAUCAAGUCUGAGGAUGUCCCAGAGGUCCAGGAGAGCAGUGUUUACAAGCUAGUCGCCACCACCCACGACCAAAUUGUCAAGGACGAGGACAAGGAUGUGCUUGUUAAGUACUACGCCCCAUGGUGCGGCCACUGCAAGAAGAUGGCCCCAACCUUUGAGGAGCUUGCGGAUGUCUACGCCAACGACGAGGAUGCGAAGAACAAGGUCCUAAUCGCCGACAUCGACGCCACCUUGAACGAUGUUCACGGCGUGGUGAUCGAGGGCUUCCCCACCAUCGUUCUAUACCCCGCCGGCAAGGACUCUACGCCGGUUGUAUACCAGCGCUCCCGCUCCUUGGAGGAGUUCCUAGACUUCAUCAAGGAGGAGGGUACCCACAAGGUGGACGGCCAGGCCAUCCACGCGCGUAAUGCCGAGACUGCUGCCGAUAAGCCCGCCGAGAAAGCCGAGGCCGAGGCCGAAGACGCCGACUUGGAGCGCGAUGAGUUGUAA
Molecule: messenger RNA, 1560 nt
Organism: Eremothecium gossypii ATCC 10895
Lineage: Eukaryota; Fungi; Ascomycota; Saccharomycetes; Saccharomycetales; Saccharomycetaceae
Product: AFR718Wp
Exons: 1
Coding region: 1-1560 (519 amino acids)
Biological process (GO): response to endoplasmic reticulum stress; protein folding
Cellular component (GO): endoplasmic reticulum
Molecular function (GO): protein disulfide isomerase activity
Source: RefSeq, marked provisional